GCUUCAGGGCAGUUGGGUCACUAGUGCUUUGAACUGCUGCUUGUGUUAGAACACAGAAAUGGCUUGUGGAGUUCAUUUGGGGAUCUUGCUGAUUUGCUUAGUUCAAGCAGAGCAUGUGCGUUGUUUGUGGGCUACACAAGCUCGAGGACAAAACAGCAACACAUAUGUUGGCUUCUCGCAGCAGAGGGGUGGACCUGGUGGCAGCUAUCCCCAGAAUGAACUCAGACAGGCCUCUGGUUCUCCUGGCUCCGCCCAGAGCAGUAGCUUCAACACAGACCCUGACGUUAGCAGUGGUUAUAGCCAGAGGUUUCCCAGUAGCCGCUACACACAAGCUGUUUCACGGCCAGCUAAAAGUGGCUUUGCUUCAGUCAAGUUGGCUCAGAGCAGCUCUGAGUCAAAGCCUAACUGGAGAACGACCACAUUGAAUCAGGAACAUGUGCAGAAGAUGCCCAAAAAGAAGCCGUUUGCCUUUUCUGGUUCUAUUGCUGGUGGCAGUUCACUCAGCAAGUACCAUCAAACUCCGGUUAGCAAGAAGAGAACUGGACCAGGUCAGCAGGGUUCACCAGGUACUAGCCACUCUCGGACCAGCAGUACGGGGACCUCUGGUCAGGGGUUCGCUCCGUCCAGAAACCACAACAUCCCUCAGCGCUUUGGUGGCUUCGCUAUCAGACGGCUGAAGGAACCUGCUGACCAGAAGGAAGUGAGUGUUAGGAAGCCACAGCAGGCCUACGUGGCCCCCCAGAGGCCCCUUGUGCCUCUGCAUCAGGCCUACGUGGCCCCCCAGAAGCCCCUUGCCCUGCAGCAUCAGGCCUACGUGGCCCCCCAGAAGCCCCUUGCCCUGCAGCAUCAGGACUACGUGGCCCCUCAGCGUUCCUCUGCAUCCCACAAGCCACAGGUCCUGAGUGUCCGUCCAGAGGCCAGUUGGAAGAGGAUCAGGUCCCGUGUGGACAGUAGCAGGUGA
Messenger RNA from Cyclopterus lumpus (lumpfish), 961 nucleotides. RefSeq lists its product as uncharacterized. The transcript is spliced from 4 exons. NCBI's taxonomy places the organism in Eukaryota, Metazoa, Chordata, Actinopteri, Perciformes, Cyclopteridae. The record is from RefSeq and is a predicted model, not a curated record. The coding region runs from base 59 to 961 and encodes 300 amino acids.